Symbiodinium sp. CCMP2592 is the source of this 3201-nucleotide messenger RNA. The record is from the annotation of a GenBank genome assembly. NCBI's taxonomy places the organism in Eukaryota, Dinophyceae, Suessiales, Symbiodiniaceae.
GUUCGCUUGGGUUCCAGCGCAGGGGAGAUUGCGAAGAGUCGCAAUCUUGCUUCAGAGAAAGUCAAGGCACUCGGGCACCCUGGCCUGUCCGACACCUUUUGGACAUUUGCAAAGACUGUCCAGCUGCUCAAGGUCGAAAAAGUCCAGGAUGGUGAGGAACAGAACUUGAGGUACAACAACACCUUGUACAACAAGGCCUUACACCAGGCUGCCACAGCAGCUGUUGCAGUGCUGCGGGGUCCAUCCGGUCCCGUGGAGAAGGCUGCCCGGAGAUGGGAGCUGGAAUUUGGGCGGGGCAUCUUGAGCAGUCAGUACUCGAAGUUGAGCAAGCUGUUAUCGCUGACCAACAAGCUCGCAUCUGCUACCAGAAACGCUGUAGACCUGACGGCCUGGAUGAUCGACUCCUUGACGCUGUCCCUGCGCAUGAACAUGGUCACGCCAGCUAAAUGCACCGAGAAGUUUCUGGAUCGAGACCGGAAGACAGGCGAUGCUGGCUUUUGGUUGUCGCGCAUGCUGGUGGUGCAGGUCUUCGAUUAUGCAGCAAAGCUGGCGAACAAGUUGCCUGAGCCGGACAAGGUUAAGCUGACAGGGAUUUUGGCUGAACUCCGUUGCCCUUCCACAUGGUGGGAGAAAUAUCUCUGCCAUGCUGAUGCUGAUCAAGGGGCUGCUGGAGAGGACGACAUGGACGGCGAGGACCCAGAGGACGUGGAGCGCCCUGUUCCGCAGGCCAAGAUUGGAGCUGUUAAAGAGGGUUUCAACAAAGCCAUUGGCAUGCUUUUGGAUUUGCUGCUGGAGCUGAUGUCGGGGAAGUACUACAAGGAUUGCUGCAUGCUGGCUUCGAGUGAAGAUGGCCUUGCAAAGGCAUUGACAGCUGCACAGCUUGGAAGCUCGGAUGACACUGAGCACGAGGAGCCAUGUGCGCUUAUCACUCAGAUGAAGAUCAUUGUCGACAAGUUCGACAACAGCACGAAGUCCGUUGGUGCCACAUCUGCGGCUCCUUCUCCGAGUUUGCUCCAAAGCCUGGCCAAGGCUUCUGAAGCUGACACACCCGAGGAAUGUGUCGAGCGUGAGCGGCAGUGGAAGGCGGUGCAAACGGAACGCCGCGAGUUCGUGUCGUUCUCGGUACCGAACAAGAUCUCGAAGGACUGCCUAGUCAAUGCGUUCAGAGGUUGCGGCAAGGUCUUCACGCACAAGGGCACCUUAACCUCUUCGCACCGCCUGAUCGUUGCCAGUGCGGAUCUCUUGGCAGAGGCUGGUACCGACCCGUGGCUCAAGGGCACUCCGCCAAGCGAGGAAUGGAAAGAGAUCUGUGCCUUUGCCAAAGACAUUUCUGGGCCCGAGGAUUUCGUUGUACUCUUCGACGGCAGAAUGCGGGAAAUUCGCCGCGUGUCCGAAGACCUCCUGCUGAACCAGCAGCACACCGAGGAGUGCACCAUCGUGUACUCAGGUGGGUGCCCGCCGAGAACUGGUCGCACUCGCCGCGUUCCGCUGGCUGCAAAGAAGGUGGAGACAGGAGCGGUUAAGUUCCCGGUCGCACGCACCAACAUUCAGACGACGAAGAAAGGCUCCUUCACAGUCUGCGGCGAGGCUUCUACGUACCAAGGCACUUACUCAGGCGUGGAGUACCGUGCGGUUUCUGAAAUGCCCCUCGUGGCUGCAGACACCAAGAAGAAGAUCAUUGCUCCGGCAACAACCGGCGACCUCCCGACACCGCCAGAGGACUGGCAGGAUCGCCACGGCUCCGACGUACCCUUGUUCUGGAACGAGUCGAAGCCGAUAGCAUAUUGGAAUGCCAUCAUUGAGGAGUUUUGCGCGGAGGCAGUGUUUGACCUCACGGCUGGCACCGGUGCUCUGAUGGAGGCUUCUUUGACUGCCGGCAUCGCAUACCACGGGCUUUGCAGCCUCAACAAGGAGCACAUGUCGUGGGUCCAGGUGGUUGCUGAUCGCGCAGCUUGCGGAAUGAUGGCUUUGGAGGGAUCCACUCUUUACUCGGACGAGAAUGCCAAGGCGGUGAAGAAGCAUUUCCCGCACGUUCUGGAGAGCUUGUCCAACCAAGACGACCAGGACGAGGCCUACCAGACGCCUCUGGGGCAAAACCAGUCUCAAGACGGCUUCUCGUCGGAUGCCCCGGGGGCUCGAAGGGCCUUCGUCAUCUUGUUCCAGGAAAACUCCGAAGUCAAGAAAGGCGCUCCCAAGCACGAGUUUCUCAAUGAGAUGAAGCAUCUUGGCGCAGUCUGGCAGGGCAUGACCGACAAGCAGAAGGCACCAUUCAUGGCGAGGAGAAAAGAUGAGUUCAUGGCUCAGCGAAGUGCACUGGCCGUUCUUGGCAUCAGGAUGCGGGGCUCCACGACCAGUGCGGGCGGCGGAGCCUAUGGCAGUGUCUACAGUUGCCAGCAUCCGCAAAGCGGCCUUAACGUGGAGGUGAAGGUUUAUCGUGGCUCCGAUGGCCCCGCGGAUUGCAGGCACGAAGUGGAGCAGAUGAAGCUUCUAAUGAAGGCCGUUCCGCAGCAGAAGAUGAUGUGGUUCCCGCUUCUUGUCAGCUCGGGUGGCACGGGCAGACCUUGGCCAUGGAUGGCUACUAGCCUAUGUGGGCCCAGCCUGGCAACCGCACUUCGAAAUCCUGCGGCGCAUGGCAAGCCGAGGACGUGGUCUGUGGCAGCUCAGCUGAGAAGUGCACUGCAGACCUUGCAUGACGCAGGCAUCCUACACUUGGAUGUGAAACCUGGCAAUGUUCUUUGGUGCCCUUGCACAGAUCAGGUGCAGGUGUGCGACUUCGGCAUGAGUGAGAACAUGGCACGGCUCCAGAAGGCUUCUCAGGCUCCCAGGUUCCUGCAGUAUGUCACGGCUGCCUAUCGACCUCCGGAGCUGUGGCCCGCUCGUGUGAAUGGCGAUGGAGACUGCGGUGUCAGAAAGCAGCUGCUGACUGCAGCUGUGGAUAUGUGGGCCUAUGCUUGCGUGGUGGUUGAGGUGGAGACCGGGAAUCCCUUCAUGCCCAAGGGGGAGGCCGGACUGAGAGCGUGGUGCAAGCAGUGGCCCGAGCUGUGGAAAACACGCAGCGACUUAGCCAAUUGCCCCGCUGCAAGUCACACGUGCUGCACAAAGGUGCUUCGAGCCGGUAAAUGGGGGCUGGUUGUGUUGGUCGGCUGUGCUCCAGACCCCGGAAAGCGGCGGUGGCCGGAGCUCUGUCUGAAUCAGAAAUGA